Paramecium pentaurelia is the source of this 1387-nucleotide messenger RNA. The record is from the annotation of a GenBank genome assembly. NCBI's taxonomy places the organism in Eukaryota, Ciliophora, Oligohymenophorea, Peniculida, Parameciidae.
AUGAAUAAUUUAUCUUUUGAUGAUAUACUUUCUAAGAAAAUAAAAUUUGGAAAAGUCCAGAUUUAAACAUUUUUGAUCAUUAGUUUGAUUAAUUUAGUAGAUGGAUCUGAAUUCAUGUUUUUGCAAUUAAUGAAUGCAAUAAUUUAUAAAGAAUGGUCUCUAAGUUUAGGAUAAUUGAUCAUUUUAACAACAAUUUUCAAUUUGGGUCAGUUUAUUGGAGCAAUGUUUUAUGGACAAUUUUCUGAUAAAACAGGACGUAAAUCUAUGAUAAUUUAUUCAUGUUUACUUUAAGUAUCAAAUAAGUGUAAUAUUGUUCAUAGCUAUGUUACUUACAGCAUUUGUUUAAGAUUUACCAUAACUAUUAAUAUUAAGGUUUUUAUUUGGGUUCCUAUUUGGGAUAACAUCACCUGUAUCAUCAAUAUUAAUGGCAGAAGUAACUCCACUUCAUAUUAGAGGAUAAUUUAUUGUUGCUUUAUAGAUUAUGUGUAUAGUGGGUAGAAUGUGGAUGUUGUUAUUAGCAAUAAUAUUUUUGGAUUCUAUAGCAACAGGAAAUUGGAGAGCCCUUGCAAUUACUAAUAGUAUUCCAUGUCUUAUUUGUUUGAUUGGAAUUAUUAUAUAUAUACAUGAAUCACCACGUUUUCUUAUAUCUCAAGGAAAUAUCAAGGAAGGAGUUGAAGGAAUUAACUUUAUGGGUAGAAUGAAUGAUAAAGAUUACAUAGAUUUAGAGGAUGAUGAAAUAUAAUCUCUUUAAUAAUGGAGGAAGAUUAUAUUUGAAUAAUAAUUUGAAUAGAAGAGUUUUAAAGAUUUAUUUAAUCAAGAAAAUUUACCAAUAACUUGGAGAGCAUAUUUAUUAAGUAUAAUUGCUAUGUUUAUGUAAUCUGGACUUUAUAUUAUCAUACCAUUUCUAUUUGAUGAAGAAGAAAAGACUUUGUUGGAUUUAUUUUAUACUGUAUUAAUAGAAAUCCCAGCUGUUUUAUUAGUAGUUUGUUUGAUUGACAGAAUUGGAAGAUUGUCAAUAAUACUUAUAGGAACAAUGACAUCAAUGAUUACAGUUUUUAUUAUUUGGUAUUGGAAAGCUAGAUUUCUAUUAAUAGGUUUAAUAAUAUUCAAAUUUUUUAAUAGAAUGAUUUUUAUUUCAUUCACUCCACUUGUUUUAGAAUCUUAUUCAACUUUAUAUAGGUCUUUGGGAACAGGUACAACUAUUGCUUUUGGUAGCUCAACAGGUUUCUUUUCUCCAGCAAUAAUACUACAUUUAUAUUAAAAAGAUAAUUAUAGUCCUUUUUUACUUUCAUUUUUUAUCUUAAUUAUGAUGACAAUUAUUUUUGCUACUUAUCCUAAAGAUUUAACAAGAAAACCACUUGAUAUCAAAUUUUAAAAGGAAGAUUGA